CAACAAGUCCCCUUCCCCCGCCGGCUCCUGCCGCCGCCGCCGCUCUCCAGGCUGCGGGAAUCACAAAAGAAAGCUUCGCAAGUCGGGUGUUGUUGCGGACUUGAAAAGCCCGGGCAGAAGGGACCGAGCGAGCGCUCGGAGGCCGGGAGAGGAGCGGGGAAGACGACCGACCCCGCUCGAAUCCAACGAGUCGCCCAGAGAGACUUUUUGAGAGCGUUUUGGCGGCUGAGGCGAGAGAGAGAGAGAUUAUAAUCCCUGACGAAAUAGAAAGAAAAGAGAGAGAAGAAGAAGAAAAAGAAGAAAAGAAAGUUAAAAGGAGCGGGAAGAAAAGAAAGACGAAGCACCUUGUGGGAGGAAUGGUUGCCGCAGCGGGACAGGCUCUCUACAACCGCCGCCUUCGCUCUUGCUGAGGAGGGGAUUUAAGUUGAGAGCUACAUGACCGCGCCGAGCGGGGACUCACCAGCACCAUGCGAGCACAAAUUGAAGUGAUACCAUGCAAAAUUUGUGGCGACAAGUCCUCUGGAAUACACUAUGGGGUCAUCACCUGUGAAGGCUGCAAGGGAUUCUUCAGGAGGAGUCAGCAAAACAAUGCCUCAUAUUCCUGCCCAAGGCAGAGAAACUGUUUAAUUGACAGAACCAACAGAAAUCGCUGCCAACACUGCCGACUGCAGAAGUGUCUUGCCCUGGGAAUGUCUCGAGAUGCUGUAAAGUUUGGAAGAAUGUCCAAAAAGCAGAGGGACAGUCUCUAUGCUGAGGUACAGAAACAUCAGCAGCGGCUGCAGGAGCAGCGCCAGCAACAGAGCGGCGAGGCUGAAGCCUUGGCCCGAGUCUACAGCAGUAGCAUCAGCAAUGGCUUAAGCAACCUGAACAAUGAAACGGAUGGCACUUAUUCAAAUGGGCACAUUAUUGACCUGCCGAAGUCCGAGGGUUAUUACAGUGUGGAUUCUGCUCAGCCCUCCCCAGAUCAGUCUGGCUUAGACAUGACUGGAAUCAAACAGAUCAAGCAAGAACCUAUUUAUGACCUCACUUCCGUACCAAACUUGUUUACCUAUAGCUUUUGCAACAACGGACAAUUAGCUCCAGGGAUAACCAUGGCAGAAAUAGAUCGAAUUGCACAGAAUAUAAUUAAGUCCCAUUUGGAGACGUGUCAGUAUACAUUGGAGGAACUACAUCAGCUAGCCUGGCAAACCCACACAUAUGAAGAAAUCAAAAUAUACCAGAACAAGUCAAGAGAAGCAUUAUGGCAGCAGUGCGCAAUCCAGAUCACACAUGCAAUUCAGUAUGUGGUGGAAUUUGCAAAACGGAUAUCGGGCUUCAUGGAACUCUGUCAGAAUGAUCAGAUUCUACUUCUCAAAUCAGGCUGCUUGGAAGUUGUUCUAGUGAGAAUGUGUCGUGCCUUCAACCCACUCAACAACACCGUCUUGUUUGAAGGAAAAUAUGGAGGAAUGCAAAUGUUCAAGGCUUUGGGUUCUGAUGACCUUGUGAAUGAAGCAUUUGACUUUGCAAAGAACUUGUGUUCUUUGCAGCUGACCGAGGAAGAAAUUGCCUUGUUUUCAUCUGCUGUUCUGAUAUCACCAGAUCGAGCUUGGCUUUUAGAACCAAGGAAGGUCCAGAAACUUCAGGAAAAGAUUUAUUUUGCACUUCAACAUGUGAUUCAGAAGAAUCAUCUUGAUGAUGAGACUUUGGCAAAGUUAGUAGCCAAGACACCAACCAUUACUGCACUUUGCAACCUGCAUGGAGAAAAACUGCAGGUAUUUAAACAAUCUCAUCCUGAUAUAGUGAACACACUUUUUCCUCCGUUAUACAAGGAACUGUUCAAUCCAGAUUCUACCACUGGUUGCAAGUGAAGGGAAAGUGAAAGCUCCUGGAACGCAUCGCUGAUCAGGCAAAGGAAUUGUUGUCAUGAAGACUUUCUUUAAAACUUGUCACUACUGCAAACCUAGGAAUGUCCUGCACUUAAUAGAAUUAUUUUUCACCGCUACAGUUUGAAGAAUGUAAAUAUGCACUCCUGACUGGAGCCUCUUUGGUUUCUCUUCUUUUUGUUAAUUUUUUUUCCUUUGUUUAAUUUUUAACUGACCAGAAAAUUGCAAGUAUAGAAUACUGAGUGUGAUCUUUAUUGUUUAUUUUUAUUUUAUUGGGGCUAUGCUCUGGGAGACCACUGUUUAUAGAUGUUUAUUGUAGAUAUAAAAGAAAGCAGAGGAGUAAUUUGCAACAUUACUCUGUUUAGUCAAAUAUAAUUUAAGGAAAAUCCACUAAACUAGGCUUACCUACUUUCUAUGUUUUAGCUAGUUAAAUGCAUGUGGCAAUUUGUAGCUGUCUUGGAAACAGGUGUGUAUGUUUAUGCAAAAAGUCAUGGACUUUCCCUUUGUGUGCGCGGCAUCAAUGCAUUGAGGGCUUCAUACAGACUUUAAAAGACCCUGCUUUCCCUGAAUUCUUGACACAAGAGUGGACAAAGCACAUUUCAAAGCAGUAGAGUGAGUAUUUCAUGUCUUGCCCUAUUGCUUUUUCCCUACUCACUAUACAAAGAUGGUUGGGGACUGUCCAUUACCCUAUGUAUUAACCUGGGGAGGGAGGGGGAAUAAGGGAAAAUCUAGAAUAUUGAAAUCCCAUAUGGAUUCUCUGACACAUGGGGAAACUUCAUGUCCUAUUUGUAUAUGAGCAGUAUAUAUCAGGGAAGGCCAACAUUCAUACUUUUCAACCUGUUCUACCCUUUAGACCAGUGGUUCUCAACCUGUGGGUUGCGACCCCUUUGGGGGUCGAACGACCCUUUCACAGGGGUUGU
Thamnophis sirtalis is the source of this 2782-nucleotide messenger RNA. It is a transcript of the gene RORB, whose product is annotated as RAR related orphan receptor B. Gene Ontology annotation, molecular function: melatonin receptor activity; nuclear receptor activity; RNA polymerase II cis-regulatory region sequence-specific DNA binding. The record is from RefSeq and is a predicted model, not a curated record. Lineage: Eukaryota; Metazoa; Chordata; Lepidosauria; Squamata; Natricidae. Gene Ontology annotation, cellular component: nucleus. Gene Ontology annotation, biological process: regulation of transcription by RNA polymerase II.